CUCCGCCCCCGGCGUCUGCCUCUCCGGCGCUGAGGAGGGGGCACUUCCGGGGGUCCUUCCCCUUUAACCUCCUCCCCCUCGUCGCUCUCCCAGAGCUGACGGCUGAGACCCCACCUCGGGGGCGGGGCCCUCUCGGUGACACGUCGGACAGCAGCAGCCUGGGAGGCCCGGGCGAGCAGUGCCGCUCUAAGGGCCGCCGACCCGCCCGGGGGUUCCGGGCUUGAACUACUAGCUCUGCUCAGCGGGGAGGGAGCGGGCCCGCCUGCUGGGCCCGGGCCCUCCGGAUCCGCCCCCUCCCCGGUCCCGCCCCCUCGGAGCCGCCUCGGGCUGCGCGGGGGCCGGGGACCCGCGGUCGGGACGCCAUGCGGGCGUCGCUGCUGCUGUCCGUGCUGCGGCCCGCGGGCCCCGUGGCCGUGGGCAUCUCCCUGGGCUUCACCCUGAGCCUGCUCAGCGUCACUUGGGUGGAGGAGCCUUGCGGACCCGGGCCGCCCCAACCGGGAGACUCCGAGCUGCCGCCGCGCGGCAACACGAACGCGGCGCGCCGGCCCAACUCGGUGCAGCCCGGAGCGGAGCGCGAGAGGCCCGGGGCCGGCGCAGGCAUCGGUGAGAGCUGGGAGCCUCGUGUCUUGCCCUACCAUCCUGCACAGCCAGGCCAGGCCACCAAGAAGGCCGUCAGAUGGGUUUCAAGGGCCACCUUGGGAUGAGAUGGGAGAGGGAGGAAUGUACUCAUCACAUUGAUGACUCUGCCCACGAAUUGAAGUAAUUUCUUCUAAGUGACAGUGAAUUCCAGUUGUACAACUUACCUUCUACCUUAGGAAGAACUCGGUAUAUCAGCACGGAGCUGGGCAUCAGGCAGAAACUUCUGGUGGCAGUGCUGACCUCACAGGCCACGUUGCCUACACUGGGUGUGGCUGUAAACCGAACUCUGGGACACCGAUUGGAGCAUGUAGUGUUCCUGACCGGUGCGAGGGGCCGCCGGACACCAUCAGGCAUGGCGGUGGUUGCACUGGGUGAAGAGCGGCCCAUCGGACACCUGCACCUGGCGCUGCGCCAUCUGCUGGAGCAACACGGCGAUGACUUUGACUGGUUUUUCCUAGUGCCUGAUGCCACCUACACCGAGGCGCAUGGAUUGGACCGCCUAGCUGGCCACCUCAGCCUUGCUUCGGCAACCCAUCUCUAUCUUGGCCGGCCGCAGGACUUCAUCGGUGGAGAGACUACCCCAGGCCGCUACUGCCACGGGGGCUUUGGAGUGUUGCUGUCUCGCACCCUGCUACAGCAACUGCGCCCCCAUCUGGAAAGCUGCCGCAAUGACAUCGUUAGUGCUCGCCCGGAUGAGUGGUUGGGACGGUGCAUUCUUGAUGCCACAGGCAUGGGCUGUUCUGGUGACCAUGAGGGAAUGCACUACAACUAUAUGGAACUGAGCCCCGGGGAGCCUGUGCAGGAGGGGGACCCUCGUUUCCGCAGCGCCUUGACAGCCCAUCCUGUGCGUGACCCUGUGCACAUGUACCAGCUGCACAAAGCCUUUGCCCGAGCUGAGCUGGACCGCACAUACCAGGAGAUUCAGGAAUUGCAGUGGGAGAUCCAGAAUACCAGCAGACUGGCUGCUGAUGGGGAGAGGGCCUCUACAUGGCCAGUGGGCAUCCCAGCACCAUCUCGCCCUGCCUCACGCUUUGAGGUUCUGCGCUGGGACUACUUCACGGAACAGUAUGCUUUCUCCUGUGCUGAUGGCUCACCCCGCUGCCCACUGCGUGGGGCUGACCAGGUAGAUGUAGCUGAUGUCCUGGGGACAGCCUUAGAGGAGCUCAACCGCCGUUACCAGCCAGCGCUGAGGCUCCAGAAGCAACAGCUGGUGAAUGGCUACCGGCGUUUUGAUCCAGCCCGAGGCAUGGAGUACACACUAGACCUGCAGCUGGAAGCACUGACGCCCCAGGGUGGCCGCUGGCCCCUCACCCGCAGGGUACAGCUCCUUCGGCCCUUGAGCCGAGUGGAGAUCUUGCCUGUGCCCUAUGUCACUGAGGCUUCUCGGCUCACUGUGCUCCUGCCGCUGGCUGCAGCAGAGCGCGACCUGGCUUCUGGCUUCCUAGAAGCCUUUGCCACUGCAGCCCUGGAACCUGGUGACGCAGCAGCCUUGACCCUGCUGCUGCUGUAUGAGCCACGCCAGGCCCAGCGGGCAGCCCAUGCGGAUGUCUUCGCACCUGUCAAAGCCCAUGUGGCAGAGCUAGAGCGGCGAUUCCCUGGUGCCCGGGUGCCCUGGCUCAGUGUGCAGACAGCCGCGCCCUCUCCACUGCGGCUGAUGGAUCUCCUCUCUAAGAAGCACCCGCUAGACACUCUGUUCCUGCUGGCCGGGCCAGACACAGUACUUACACCUGACUUCCUGAACCGCUGCCGCAUGCAUGCCAUCUCUGGCUGGCAGGCCUUCUUUCCCAUGCACUUCCAGGCCUUCCACCCUGCUGUGGCUCCACCUCAGGGCCCUGGGCCCCCAGAACUGGGCCGUGACACUGGCCACUUUGAUCGUCAGGCUGCCAGUGAGGCCUGCUUCUACAACUCCGACUACGUGGCGGCCCGUGGCCGGCUAGUGGCGGUCUCGGAGCAGGAGGAGGAGCUGCUGGAGAGCCUGGAUGUGUACGAGUUGUUUCUGCGCUUCUCCAGCUUGCACGUGUUGAGGGCGGUGGAGCCAGCCUUGCUGCAGCGCUACCGGGCCCAGCCGUGUAGCGCGCGGCUCAGCGAGGACCUUUACCACCGCUGUCGCCAGAGCGUACUGGAGGGCCUUGGCUCCCGCACCCAGCUUGCCAUGUUGCUUUUUGAGCAGGAACAGGGUAACAGCACCUAAGCCCCGCACCUGACCCUGCUCUCCCCUGUAACCUGGAGGCACAUUCCAGCCUCGCUGGACAGGGCUGGCUGUAGCCUCAGACCCUAGGGCAGCCCACUGGUCCCUUGUCUCUUGCUUCGUUGGACCCAUGGACUCAGGACAAGCCCUGAGACAGGUGCCCUAGAGCCAUCCUUUCUUGUCCAGUCUCCCUGCCCCCUUGACGCUGCUGAUUCAGGCUGUGGCCUCUUUUUUAUGUCUAACGCCAGCCAUGCUUCCUGGGCUCCUUUCCUGGGGGCUGAGCUGUAGAUGAGUUAUUGGAGAAGGUGAAGCUGAGAAAGGAGGGGUAUGGGAUCUAUUCUCCCUUCCGGAUCCAUGAUGGAGCCCUGGCUUUAAUAAACUGGCUAAGUGUGGACUAAUGAA
This is a messenger RNA of Mastomys coucha (southern multimammate mouse), 3229 nucleotides long. RefSeq names its product chondroitin polymerizing factor (gene Chpf). Gene Ontology annotation, cellular component: Golgi cisterna membrane. Bases 992 to 2830 code for a protein of 612 amino acids. The transcript is spliced from 5 exons. The record is from RefSeq and is a predicted model, not a curated record. Gene Ontology annotation, molecular function: glucuronosyl-N-acetylgalactosaminyl-proteoglycan 4-beta-N-acetylgalactosaminyltransferase activity. Lineage: Eukaryota; Metazoa; Chordata; Mammalia; Rodentia; Muridae.